AUGAAUUCUUUGAAAUGGAAGGAAUUGUUGUUAGGACGGAACCAGACUUUUGCAAAUGCAGAAGAUUUCAAGAAGAAAGUACAUAAGUUCAGUAUUACAAACAAGUUUGAGUACAAGUAUGUGAAAAAUUGUAGGGAAAAAAUGUAUGUGAAAUGUAGUAUUGAAGGUUGUCCGUGGAGGAUAAGUGCAAGAGUGGGUAGAAAGAGUACUCCCUUUUUACGUGUGGCAACAUUCAUAAAUGAGCAUGUUCAUAAUGCACAAGACAAUCUUCGUGUGGAACAUUGUGGUUCAGCUAGCUUGACAGCAUCAAUCAUCACAGAUGAGGUAAAUGAUCACAUAGACAGGCGUCCAAAUGAUAUAAGGAAGACUUUGGAAAGAGAUUAUGGUGUGAAGUUGACAUAUAAACAAGCAUACAAGGCGAAGCAAAAAGCUUUAGAGGACAUACAUGGCAGGCCUGACCAGUCUUAUAUGCUUAUUCUGUGGAUAUGUGAACGGUUGAAGGAAACAGAUAACAAAACCGUGGCCAAAUGGGUGGGUAAUACUAAUAACACAUUUGAGCGUGCAUUCAUAGCAUAUGGGUGUUGCAUAGAAGGCUUUAUAGCUGGUGCUAGACAUGUACUGUACAUUGAUGGAUGUCAUUUAAGUGGACCGUAUAAGGGGACGUUACUGUCGGUGUCUGCUUAUGAUGCUGACAACGAAUUGUUACCUUUUGCGAUUGCUAUUGUAAAGGGAGAGACACUUGAGGAUUGGACAUGGUUCUUAUAUAUGAUUAAGGAGAUAGUUGGCUCGAUGGAAUUGACAAUUGUGUCAGAUCGACACAAUGCAAUAAUAGGUGCCGUGCAAGCAAUAUUUGGUGGUGAGAGGCAUGCAUACUGUUACAGACAUGUUAAGGAAAACUUCAGUGCACAAAUGAUUAAAUUAAAUAGAGGAAAGAGGAAGACUAGUGGGAAAGCAAGGGAGGAGGGACUGCAAUACCUGGAUGCCAUUGCAUAUGCAAGGCUUGACACCGAGUUUGAUGGUGCAAUGGAUAACAUGAGAAAGUUCAAUCCACAAUUAUUUGAGUGGCUUCUUAAUCAUGGUGAUGUUGAAAGGUGGGCCUUAAGUAAAUUCCCAUUUAAACGGUGGGAUAACAUCACAACAAACCUUGCUGAGUCAUUCAAUGCUUGGAUGUUGAAAGAGAGACGAUAUAAUGUUGCCCAACUUAUACAUGAGCAUCGUGAGAAAGUGGCAAAGAAGAUGUAUGCAGCAAGCAUAGCAAUGAGUCAUUGGAAAAAUGGUGUAGGCCCAAACAUAGAUGCAAAAUUGGUGGACAAUGUUGCUAGAUCAGCAUGCAUGUUGAGUGUACCUUAUGAAGGAGGUAGGGUGUGUGUCCAUACAGCAAAAAGAGCUGUACAUGUUGAUCUUGGUCUAGGUGAAUGCACCUGUGCAGCUUAG
Messenger RNA from Neltuma alba, 1434 nucleotides. RefSeq lists its product as uncharacterized. NCBI's taxonomy places the organism in Eukaryota, Viridiplantae, Streptophyta, Magnoliopsida, Fabales, Fabaceae. The record is from RefSeq and is a predicted model, not a curated record. The transcript has a single exon. Bases 1 to 1434 code for a protein of 477 amino acids.